This is a messenger RNA of Trichoderma atroviride IMI 206040, 1039 nucleotides long. RefSeq lists its product as uncharacterized. Lineage: Eukaryota; Fungi; Ascomycota; Sordariomycetes; Hypocreales; Hypocreaceae. The record is from RefSeq and is a predicted model, not a curated record.
AAAUGGGGCUUGGCGGGAAAUGCGUUCCGUUGGCAACCUCGAAAAGGUUCGCCGUGGUACCAUCUUCGCAACUCGUGCUCCCGGUUUCGGUGGCAGCGGUGGCAUUAUUGAGAAUGGCGAGCCCACCGUCGAGGAAUGGUGUCACCGCUUCUGCGCCAGCCGAGCUGGCCUCAAGAACAUGGCCUUUGAGCGCCGUGUUUCCGGCUGGGACUGGGACUACUUGAAGAAGCAACUGGAGCGCCUGGUCAAAGAUACCAACUACCGCGGCCACACCAGCAUCACUUUCCCAGUGAGGAACUCGCGCGUGGAGAUUUACAAUGCCUGCCGCGUGAACCAGAUGCGCUUGACCAAGUGGAUCGAGGUCAUGUUUAUGCUGACGCUCAUGUUCCUCUUUGCAUGGCCCUAUCUGUUCUUCCGCACUAAGCGCUGGGAAACAGUCUACACUGAAUGGUCCAUGAGCCGCCAGGAGCCAGAUGGCACAGGCUGCAUGGAACGUCGAUAUACUUCCAUGAGCGAGGCACAGUGGUAUCAUAUGUGGGCGAGAGCCAUCCAGAAAGCCGUGUUGGAACGCAGGCAAGGACACCUUGACCAGGGAGACGUCGAGAGGGCUGACCAGCCGGCCGAUCAAGCUGGCGGUUUUGCUGGCAUGGUGCAAGCUGGUGUAGAGGCCAUGGGAGUUGUUAACCGAUCGUUUGGAUGGGGAGGCGACAGCGGCAGUGCUGGAGGUUCACGCUUCAAAUUUGGAAGGCGUUGAUCAAGCUAUGGCUUCUAUAGCUGUGGUAAAGAAGUAAGACGUGGCGACAGACUGGAGAUGCGCAUUUUCACCGGAUACUGGACUCCUCUCCUCCCUCAGUUCUCUACACAACAACUUUUCAUUGGGUCAUUCUGGAGUUAUAGGGUAGCACGAUGCUUUCAAAGAGGCAAAGCAAAUGGUCAACUAUUGUACAAUCUUUAGCUUUUUUUUUUUUUUUUUUUUUCCCUGCUGGUUACUAUAUAUACACUACUGUCUAAGCAUGUUCCAAAUUUAUCCAUCUAUGAU